This is a messenger RNA of Staurois parvus, 2188 nucleotides long. The record is from the annotation of a GenBank genome assembly. Lineage: Eukaryota; Metazoa; Chordata; Amphibia; Anura; Ranidae.
GCCCACUGCUGCGUAGAGAUGGGGCUGGACAUGAUUGAGGCGAUAUCGCUGGUGAGGGAAGUGACCGGGGUGAACGUCAAUAUGCGUGUCGGGAUUCACAGCGGCCGUGUGUGCACUGCGGCGUCCUGGGGCUGCGCAAGUGGCAGUUCGAUGUGUGGUCUAAUGACGUCACUCUGGCCAAUCACAUGGAGGCUGGAGGCAAAGCGGGGCGUAUCCACAUCACGAAGGCGACUCUGAACUACCUGAAUGGGGAUUACGAGGUGGAGCCGGGAACGGGGGAGGAGCGAAACGCGUAUCUGAAGAAGCACAACAUUGAAACGUUCCUCAUCGUUCGCUGCACCCAGAGGCGGAAAGAAGAGAAGGCCAUGAUGGCCAGGAUGAACCGGCAGAGGGCCAACUCCAUCGGGCACAACCCGGCACAUUGGGGGAUGGAGAGGAAUUUCUACAACCAUCUCGGCGCCAACCAAGUCUCCAAGGAAAUGAAGAGGAUGGGCUUUGAAGACCCGAAGGACAAGAACAUUCAGGAGAACAUGAACCCUGAGGACGAAGUAGACGAGUUUUUUGGGCCGGGCGAUAGACGCACGAAGCAUCGACCGUCUGCGCUCAGAACACGUGCGCAAAAUUCUGCUGACCUUCCGCGAACCCGACCUGGAGAAGAAGUACUCCAAGCAAGUGGACGACCGAUUCGGGGCCUAUGUGGCCUGCGCAUUCAUCGUCUUCCUCUUCAUCUGUUUUGUACAGAUCACCAUCGUACCGCACUCCUCCUUCAUGUUGGGGUUCUAUUUGGCGUGUUUCCUCGUCCUCUUCGUGGUGCUCAGUGUCUCCGUCAUCUACUCCUGUAUAAAGCUCUUUCCAGCUCCUCUUCAGACUUUGUCUAAGAAAAUCGUCCAAUCCAGGAUCAACAGCAGCGCAGUGGGCGUGGUCAUCAUCAUCCUUGUCUUCCUCUCCUCUUUCGUUAACAUGUUCAUGUGCAGCAAGAAGACCCUGAAGGACUGCCUGGCCGCCGAGUACAACGUCACCCCGGCCAACGUCACCCCCUGCUGGGUCAGGACCUCCGCCCACAAUUACAGCCUGGCCACUGACAGCGGAUUCUGCGGAGACUCCACCCCAAACUGCAACUUCCCGGAGUACUUCACCUGCUGCAUCUUGCUCAGCCUCCUCGCCUGCUCCGUCUUUCUUCAGAUCAGCAGCAUCGGGAAACUGGUUCUGAUGUUCGUCAUCGACUUUGUCUACGUGAUUGUUGUGGAGGUCCCGCAGGUGGCGCUGUUUGACAACGCAGACCUGCUGGUGGCAGCCAAUCAGAUUGGGUCCAGCAACUCAACAGAACCCUGCACCAUUGACAGAGUCGCGCUGAAGAUCGCCACGCCGAUCAUAAUCACGGUGUUCGUCCUGGCGCUGUAUCUGCACGCUCAGCAGGUGGAGUCCACGGCCCGGCUGGACUUCCUAUGGAAGCUUCAGGCCACGGAGGAGAAGGAGGAGAUGGAGGAGCUCCAGGCCUACAACCGGCGUCUCCUCCAUAAUAUUCUUCCCAAGGAUGUGGCCGCCCACUUUCUGGCGCGGGAGAGGCGCAACGAUGAGCUCUAUUACCAGUCGUGUGAGUGCGUGGCGGUCAUGUUCGCCUCCAUUAGCAACUUCUCCGAGUUCUACGUGGAACUGGAAGCCAACAACGAGGGGGGUGGAGUGUCUGCGGCUCCUCAACGAGAUCAUUGCCGACUUCGAUGAGAUCAUCAGCGAGGACGAGUUCCGCCAGCUGGAGAAGAUCAAGACGAUCGGCAGCACCUACAUGGCGGCUUCGGGACUCAACGAUACGACUUACGACAAGGCGGGGAAAACGCACAUCAAGGCGCUGGCCGAUUAUGCAAUGAGGCUGAUGGAUCAGAUGAAAUACAUCAACGAACAUUCGUUCAACAACUUCAAGAUGAAGAUCGGGCUGAACAUCGGACCGGUGGUAGCCGGGGUGAUCGGGGCCAGAAAACCGCAGUAUGAUAUUUGGGGGAACACCGUGAAUGUGGCGAGUCGCAUGGACAGCACCGGGGUGCCGGAGAGGAUCCAGGUGACAGCGGACCUUCAGCAGGUCCUAGCAGCCAACAAUUACUCCCUGGAAUGCCGAGGGGUGGUAAAAAAAGUGAAAGGAAAAGGAGAGAUGACCACCUACUUCCUAAAUCACGGCCCCUCCAGACUGAGUUAG